UUUUAUAGAUUAAAAACCGUUGUAUUUUAUGAUGAGUUCAGUUUUUGUACAAAUCUGAGCAAGAAAACAUCACAUUGUCAAACCUUCUGAAUCCCUGCUCCUCCUGCGCUGUGUUUUUUCAUCACUUUGUUUAUGGAAAGUGUCACAACAUGUGACAAUAAUACAAUAACAGGAAAUAAUUAGGCAUCACAAUGAUAUACAGGAUAUGACUUCCCUUUGUUGAUACAGUCAAUAUGGUAACAGAACAAAGGCUCAAAGUAAUAAAUAGAAAUAUAACAAAAGGUAGGCAAUUAAAUCAAAUUCUUUCAAAUAAAAUCUUGGAGCACACUAAUUGACAUUUCUUAUUGUUUAUAAGUUGGAUAGACUCAAUACUUUCUAAAUUCAAUCAAACAUGAAAAGUUCAAACGAGAACUUGGAUUUAUGGAUGUGAAAUUUUCCCAGUAAAAUUAAUAAACUGACAAUCUGUUGAACUUAAUGGCUUAAUUUUUGUUUUCAUAGUACAAUAUUACAUCCUUGGCUUACAGCUUAAUUGAAUGGUUGGUUUGAGUGUCAAAACAUCCUCAUCAUUUUUUUUUCUCCAGUAUCCUGAUGUGUGAUCCAUAUAACAGAUGUGUAGUUGUGUCUUCCUCAUUUUCUUCUCACGCCACAACAAAACGCGCUGGGGAUAGUGGUGACGUCACCUUCUGACGGGGGUGUAGAGCCGUUGCACAAAAAGUAACCCGAGACAUCUGAGACUUUAAUCAAAUUAGCUAUAUCUCGCUGCUAGGUGAAUGCGCGGAAAGGUAACCUAAAGUAGUAAAUAAUAGGUAAUGAAACGGAAUGAAACGGAAAGUAUGAUAAACAAAUUUAGGCUGAUAGUAAUGAAUGGUUGGAUUCUUGAAACUUGCUAGCCACCCUCAGCCUGUCCGCCGUUAAAAAGUCAAGUGGCUAACUACUCGAAGCAGAGCAACAUCAUUUGGCUAACUGCUAAACGUAUCUGUCGUCAGAGGUUGGCCUGUCACACCGCUCGCUAGCCAUAACCUGAUAGUUAUUUAUUAACGCGGCUGUCAUAUAUUCAGUGUGUACAAAGCAGCCAAAGCUGUGUCGCUAGUUUGGAAGCCAACUGUCUUUUGAGCGCAAGAUGUUAGCUAGCUAAGGCGGCGUUAGCUUUAGCAAAACAAGAGCUCUGCUUUGGGAGUCAGCUGACAGACCAGUGAUGGAUCAACUCAAAGUAAAGGACCGCAUAUUGGAAAACAUCUCCCUGUCCGUCAAGAAGUUGCAGAGUUACUUUGCAGCCUGUGAAGAUGAAACUCCAGCCAUCCGAAAUCACGACCGCGUCCUGCAGCGUCUCUGUGAACACCUUGACCACGCUCUGCUGUAUGGGCUGCAGGACAUCUCUUCAGGCUACUGGGUGCUGGUGCUUCAUUUCACCAGGAGAGAAGCUGUCCGCCAGAUAGAUGAGCUUCAGCACAUAGCAACCAAUCUUGGUCGAAGUCGGGCAUGGUUGUACCUGGCAUUGAGUGAGAGCUCUUUAGAGAGCUAUCUGCGGCUCUUCCAGGAGAACCAAGGAUUACUACAGAAGUAUUAUUUCAAGAAUGCACUGGUCUGCAGCCAUGACCACCUCACGCUCUUCCUCACACUGGUGUCAGGCCUGGAGUUCAUUCGCUUUGAUCUGGAACUGGAUGUGCCCUAUCUGGACGUGGCCCCUUACAUGCCAGAAUACUACAAACCCCAGAACCUGCUGGACUUUGAGGAAAGGCUGCCAAGCUCAGACAGCUUGUCCCUGCACUCCUUCACCUCCCUCACCUCCACCAACCUGGAGUGGGAUGACAGUGCCAUAGCUCCCUCAAGUGAAGAUUAUGAUUUCGGUGACAUCUUCCCCGUGUUGCAGUCAAUGCCAAGUGCAGACUGGGAAGAGGGUGACCUGACCGACCAGGCCAGCUGCCCGCGAUCCAGUGGCUCUGACCCCCAGACAGUCAUCAGCGACACAGUGGUCCUUUCCACCGGCACUGUCAAGGUGAAGGUAGCUCAUCUUUCCCCACACAGUCCCACGUUUAGAUACAACCCCUUCAAUGAGGACUCGGACACUAAUACCACCAACACCUCAGCCGAUGUCACGCCGGUUCAUGUGGCCAGCUGUUACAAUGCCACCACCGCUGGAGAUGACACAGAGAGCACCAACAACGAGCUGGAGGUCAUAAGGAUGGCCAGACGAAGGAAACCAGCCAAGAAGCGACGUGGGAAAGGCUCCACAGAUUCCAGCAGCAGCAUCCAUAACUCAGUCUCCUCUGAGCACAUGGAAAUUGACAACAGCCUCCAAGGCUCAGACGAUGUAGACUCAUUAAAUUGCACUGUAAUUCAUCUUGAUGCUGAAGGAGAGUUGAGGAGAAGCAGGGCGGGAACAGAGGUUGUGGAGGAAGGGGAUGAAGAUGGGGCAGAAGGCCUCCUACGGCUCCCUGAGAUGACAGACACCUCGAUGGAUAGUGUGGGCCAACCCCUCAGUGAGGUCAUGGACCGGCUCAAUGGGGUUCUGGAUAGGGAGGAGGCCUGGGAUAACCCAGAGGACGAGGAGAAAAAUGGCAAAGGCUGUAACCAGGGCCCCGAGCCCCCUGCACAGCAGCCCUUUCGAGAAGAUUCAGGCGGCAAGCCACCUGACCCAGCCCCAGGAGAAACGUCUCACGCCCCUCUGGCCACAAGCCCCAACCUCCUGCAGGCCUCUCCUGUGCCUACAGACUUAUGCUGCUCUACCCCCAACAGUCCAGACUCUGCUCCCACGGGUGGUGGCCACCAUGACUCUACAGAGCAUAGCAAGUCGCAGACUCUUUCAGGUGGCCAUGAAGAUGAAGGAAAGGCAAAAGCACAAGCAGGACAGGAGUCCAACAUGAAGAACGGAGGGCAAGAAGUACAAGAAGGAGAGGAAACAGACAAGAAUGAGUUUACUGCUGAGGAGGCAGAAGAACAACUACAAGAAGAGAAGCUUAGUCCCUCAGAAAGUUCUCAUCCUGCAGAGUUUAAGGUGGAUAACAAUCACUUGCUUCUUCUCAUGAUCCAUGUAUUCAGAGAGAAUGAGGAGCAGCUCUUCAAGAUGGCGAGGAUGAGUACAGGCCAUAUGGAGGGCGACCUGCAGCCCCUUUACCUGCUGCUGACUGACUGUUACAUCUACCUGCUUAGGAAGGGUGCAGCAGAGAAGCCUUACACAGUAGAAGACGCUGUUUCCUAUAAUGAGCUGGACUAUCUUUCAGUGGGCCUUGACCAACAGACAGUGACAGUUGUUUGCACCAACAGACGAAGAAAAUUCCUUUUGGACACAGCUGAUGCCUCGCUGACUGUCUGGUUCCUGUCUAUUCUCAAGUCAGCCAUGGUCAAGGGUUGUCGUGAGCCUCCGUAUCCCUCCGUGCUGACUGACGCCACCAUGGAAAAACUUGCACUCACUAAGUUUAUCUCCCAGGAAUCUCACUGUGAGGUUUAUGAAGUGUCUAUCCAACUGUAUUCACUGGUCCACUGGGAGGAUCCUAUGGACAUGACUUUGUCACCCCAGGGUGUCCCACCAAGCUCUAGAUUACCUUCCAGUGCCAAGGAGGGGAUUGUGCAUUACAGAGCUGGAACCACCUACCUGGGCAAAGAGCUGUGGAAAAGCUGCUACCUCGUCCUCAGCAAUGGGAUUCUCUACCUGUAUGCAGAAAGAACUGAUGUGACACCUCUGCUGUCAGUCACCAUGCGUGGAGAGCACUGUGGUGGCUGCCGUCGCUCAAACAGCACAGAGCGUCCACAUGCCUUCCAAGUCAUCCUGACAGAGCGCCCCCCACUGGAGCUCAGUGCCAACGAUGAACAGGACAUGGCUGACUGGAUGCUGCUGCUCUGCCAGUCUGUCUCCAAAGGGGUCAUCCCUCAGGGUGUGGCGCCCACACCAUGUAUCCCAUGUUGCCUGGUUGUGACAGACAGGAAGCUGCUAACUUGCCAUCAGGACUGUCAGACCAGCUUCUUCCGUUCGCUGGGCAGCGCUGAUAUCUGUGAUGUCAUUGCUGUCAGCCUAGAGGCCGACAAGGAGUACUGUGUCAUUGAGUUUGCAGCUGAUCGCUCUCAGUACCUCCCUCCAUGGGUCUUAUACUUCAGUGGAUGUGAAGAGAGAGAUCGCCUGCUGGAGGUGUUGGACAACACAUGGAAAGCCAUUUUCCAGGUUGACCUUCCCCAUAAUGAGGUAUCCGAUCCAUCGGUGCAGAAGCGUUGUGGUGAGGCCCUCGCUCUGAUGAAGAGCGCCUGGCAGCGGGCAGACAGUCUGGCUCGAGGCAGAGCCCAACGUGAGCCCUGGUGCUGACAGACACACACACAUACCUGUGGGUAGCCACUGAGACAGACUGAUAAUGAAACAGUCUGAUAUAGCUCCAGGAUAGAUGGAUUUAACAAAUAACAGUCUGUGUUACUGCAAACUGUUGAGAGUUCUGCGCUGAAAGUCUGAGAUACACUAAUCAGACAUGGUUACUGGUCGUAGUACUACAGCAUAAACCUGUGAUCCACCUCUAAUUCACUACAGAAGUAACAAUGCAUAUGGCAAAUCACAACGCAGUGAUGCAUCAGUAAGACCUUCUCACAUGAAAUGAAAUGAAUGAACCUCCAGAGAGUUACAAUGGAUUUUAUAUUAGCAGAAAUAGCAGCAAUGUAGAACAGAUAUGCUGAAUCACUGGUUGACCUUCAGUAACAAACAUUGGGUGAUCAAGGAAGUUUUAGUGUCACAUGAUGUGAUGUAUACUUCCUGCUAAAUUGAAUCAUUGUUUUAAAAUGAACACUGAAAUGGAGAUUUCCUCUUUUAACCGUUGACUCCAUUGAGAUGUAGAUGGGAUUGAAAACGAUAAAACCACAUAUGUAGUACAUCAAGGAAGCUGAGUGACGAGAAGGAUGCAAAGCAGCUUCCCUGCACAGUGAGAUAAAAGAAUUAUCAUUGAUUUCUUAAGAAAAGUCAAUCUGUAUUCUUCUUGUGGUGUGUAUAUAUAGAGAAAGCCAUAUAUGAAGGGGGGGGCGGCAGCUGCUUGUUUGCGAUGUGGAAAAGUUCACUCCUCGCCUUGCACAAAACAAAAACUAAAAAAUCAGUAAUGCUUACUGCGGCUCGUACAACUAUGUGAAGAUAAAAGCCACUUCUUGCUUUCAACAGUUACAAGAUGUUCUGCUGAACUUUAACUGUGGUAAAAUUAUAGUGCAAAUGCACAGCGCUGUACAGUAUUACAGUGCAUUAUCACUGAUGGUUGUGGAUGUGUCUGAUAUUCGGUUUUGGUUCGUCUAAGGUCACACUGUACCUCUACACUGAAUUAUGUACAACAGUUUUGUUUUUUUUUUUCCUAAGAGAAUGUGGAUCUGAAUUUAUAUAUAUACAGUUGAAGUCAGAAGUUUACAUGCAACUUUAAACUCAGUUUUUCAUGAUUCCUUCCUGACAUUUAGUCCCAGUAAACAUUCCCUGUCUUAGGUCAGUUAGGACCACUACUUUAUUUUAAGAAUGUGAAAUGUCAGAAUAAUAGUAGAGAGAAUGAUUUAGCUUUUUCUUUCAUCACAUUCACAGUGGGUCAGAAGUUUACAUAAGCUCAGAAUUUGGUAGCAUUGUUUUAAAUUUUUUA
Messenger RNA from Thunnus maccoyii (southern bluefin tuna), 5582 nucleotides. It is a transcript of the gene plekhm2, whose product is annotated as pleckstrin homology domain containing, family M (with RUN domain) member 2. Bases 1196 to 4294 code for a protein of 1032 amino acids. The transcript has 20 exons. Gene Ontology annotation, molecular function: kinesin binding. Gene Ontology annotation, cellular component: endosome membrane. Lineage: Eukaryota; Metazoa; Chordata; Actinopteri; Scombriformes; Scombridae. The record is from RefSeq and is a predicted model, not a curated record. Gene Ontology annotation, biological process: regulation of protein localization; positive regulation of membrane tubulation; lysosome localization.